Molecule: messenger RNA, 276 nt
Organism: Staurois parvus
Lineage: Eukaryota; Metazoa; Chordata; Amphibia; Anura; Ranidae
Source: the annotation of a GenBank genome assembly
CCGUACCCUGCAUUCACUAUAUCUGAUCUCCCCGGACCCUGCUCGCUACAUCUGGUCUCCCCGGACCCUGCACUCGCUACAUCUGGUCUCCCCGGACCCUGCACUCGCUACAUCUGGUCUCCCCGGACCCUGCACUCGCUACAUCUGGUCUCCCCGGACCCUGCACUCGCUACAUCUGGUCUCCCCGGACCCUGCAUUCACUAUAUCUGGUCUCCCCGGACCCUGCAUUCGCUAUAUCUGGUCUCCCCGGACCCUGCAUUCACUAUAUCUGGUCUC